Molecule: messenger RNA, 525 nt
Organism: Propithecus coquereli (Coquerel's sifaka)
Lineage: Eukaryota; Metazoa; Chordata; Mammalia; Primates; Indriidae
Gene: MED14OS
Product: MED14 opposite strand
Exons: 2
Source: RefSeq, a predicted model, not a curated record
AUGUGGCUCUCAAGCCUCCUGGGCGCUCGGUCACCGCGCCAAAUGGGGCGCGGGCAGAGGCGCCACCGCCUAUCGCCGGACCGCCUCUGAACAGGAAGCCGUGCGCUGACCGCGGAAGCCCGCCUCCAUGUAGCGAUGAGCCCGCCGGCCCCAGUGACGGGAGAGAGGGGCGGGGACGCAGGGCGGCAGCCGCAGAGAAGCUGCGCCUCCGCGACUGCUCAGAAGCCGUUUCGCCAGGCAGCCGCAACGUCCAUGUUGACGGCGCAAAGCGGAAGUCCUUUGGCAGAGCGGAAGGGGAACCUGCAGGGGACCUUCCGACAGAGCCUGCGUCUUUUCUCCCCGCUGUCUCGCUUAGCGACGCUUGGGGGCGCGUGGGAGUGGGGCGGAGCCGGCGCGCGCGGGAAAGCGGAAAAGGGGGGGGGGCCGCUCGCCGCCGGAAGCCGGGGUGGGGGCGGAGCCGGUCUCGUCACUGCGAACCUUCAUCUCCAACUCUUAGAUGUAAGAGACGCUCGUCCUGUUCCCUAA